Strongylus vulgaris is the source of this 858-nucleotide messenger RNA. The record is from the annotation of a GenBank genome assembly. Lineage: Eukaryota; Metazoa; Nematoda; Chromadorea; Rhabditida; Strongylidae.
AUGGAACCUUUGGAUCGAGGUAGCUGGUAUUAUUUCAACAAGAGGACAAAACAAUGUAGAGGCUUCCACUAUACGGGAUGUGGAAAAAGUGGAAAUAAUUUCCUGACCAAAGAAGAAUGUCAUGAGAAAUGCGAAAAGCGUUAUCCACGAAGUGUCGCCCUGCCUCAGCCAGCUGCAUUACCUCGAAGUAAAAAGAAAAAACCAUUUAUGCGUCUUUCUGCAGGCUAUAGUGGAACGAAACCAGUGGAGAAAACUGCGAUGCUCAGGCAUGUUGUGCUUGACGGUGUAAAUAGAACUUACUACAAAAGUGAUGCUGUAUGGAUAGAUUACGCAUUUUGUGUUGGUUACAGGUAUAAUGUCUCUGGAAAGGAUACCGUGCUCAAUGUGCAUUUCUGCUCAGACAAUACCAAUUCCGAAUGCAUCAGUCAGGCAAGUUUUCUAUGGUUCACAGGACAACUGAUGGCGAGGAAUUCUGUAAUGUGCAGCGUCCUUUUCUCCGCGGGACUAACCUGUACACCUGGUAUUUUACCACUGAGAUCAAAGAUUCCUUCAGCUCAAAGAACUCCACGUCACAUCAUUUACAGCGAAAUCACGAGACUAUCGCCGCCAUUUUACUACUUAAGCCUAAUCAUUGCCAUGACAUCUGCUAAUGUUCACAGGACAACUGAUGGCGAAGAAUUCUGUAAUGUGCAGCGUCCUUUUCUCCGCGGGACUAACCUGUACACCUGGUAUUUUACCACUGAGAUCAAAGAUUCCUUCAGCUCAAAGAACUCCACGUCACAUCAUUUACAGCGAAAUCACGAGACUAUCGCCGCCAUUUUACUACUUAAGCCUAAUCAUUGCCAUGACAUCUGCUAA